This is a messenger RNA of Salvia splendens (bonfire salvia), 3647 nucleotides long. RefSeq lists its product as uncharacterized. Bases 813 to 3488 code for a protein of 891 amino acids. The transcript has 7 exons. Lineage: Eukaryota; Viridiplantae; Streptophyta; Magnoliopsida; Lamiales; Lamiaceae. The record is from RefSeq and is a predicted model, not a curated record.
ACUAUCCGGUCCCAUAAUCCCCUGCUUCGCACCCACCUUCGCUGUCCAUAACCCGCUUGACUACGAUUGGCCGGCCCGACCCGGUCUUCUGCCAGCUCUACUGAAAGAUACAACCCGGGCAUGCCACACCAGAUCGUAGCCCAAGAAAAAAAACUAAAUCCAGAAAGAGGUUACAGUUUUGGUGGAGGUGUGAUUCCAGCAAUGGAUCGUCAUGCUAUAACCAUUACUACUACUUUUCUUCCCUCAUUAUUGCCACCUCAUUCUCUCCCCAACUGCAUUUUCUAAUCCUUCUUCAAAUUCCCAUCGCAAUCUUCCUCAAUCCAAACCUCUUCCAAUCGUUUCAUUUCGCUGCUUGAAAUUCAGUUUUGACUUUUUAUGACCAAUUUGUGAUCCUGUUGAAGUUCUGAUUACAGUUACUAAAGCUUUUCUGUUGUUUAAGAGAUGCAUCUUUCUUAGAUUGCUGUGGAAUGUACUAAAGAUUGCCAGAAAAGCAUCUUCUCAUACACAGGAGGGGCGUGUUUCUUUUUAUUCCCAUAAAUGAAUGGACAAAAUACAAUAGUUUGAACCUUUUUUUUUUUCUGAAAUAGUGCAGCCCAAACUUGUAUAUCUCAUUGUUAUUAAUGCUACUGUCUUUUUAAAGCAUGAGAAGGAGAAACAUGGAGUAGGUUGUGUUCGGUGUGUAGUGCCCGAUACUCACGUAGGAGAGGAUGUGACUGUGAUGUAGCUAGUGAGAUACUGAGAUGGGACUAGUUUACUGGAUAAUGUUUUGAUGACAUUCUGUGCACUUUGCUGCUUUAUUUUGGUAUAUUUGCAUGGGAAGCUUGAUGUACCUUCCUGACAAUAACGAGGACGAGAUGGCUAGGAAAGUUGUUAUGCAUAAGAGAUAUGAUGGUGGUUUUGAAGCUCCACGAAACAGUAUGGAACUGCCAGUUGAGUCAUCCUAUGGAUUAUAUGCUGCAAGAGAUAAUAUAUUGUAUGCUCAUCACAUGACAAAGGAAUCAUCUGGCGAGGACUACUACUCCACUGAGGCACCAAUGAAGAAGUUAAUAUGUGAAGAGAUUUCUAAAAGACCUGAUUUAAGAUCAAAAUCACCAAGUGUAGUGGCUCGCCUCAUGGGAGUUGAUGUGUUACCUUUUGAUUCAAAACCUGGGGUGCAACUGACUGAUAUAAGAAAUGGAAGUCCAGUGGACAAGUUUAUGGACGAGAAUCGAUCUAAGAAGGGCUCAGUUGGUCAUAUAGUCUCUAUCCCCAAUUGCUACCAGCAGAUAGAAGUUGAUCACACAGGUCGUUAUAUAGAUGGCUAUCCUUAUCAGUCCAGCAGCAGGUUGAAGUCGAAUAGACCUAAACCCAGGGAACAUCCUCAAGAAGAGGAGCUACAGAAGUUCAAGCAGGACUUUGAAGUAUGGCAAGCAGCACGAUUUAACAAAUGUUCUAAUUUUGUAAAAUUUGACAGUCCUCCACCCGAGAUGCUUGCACAAGAAGAACUCAGUAGAGAGAAGAUGUAUCUUUAUGCUACUUCUUGUAGAACUAACAAGUGUGAGAACCUAAGGGAAGAUGAUGAUCUAUCAGAACUAAAUGAUUCUUGCAACAUGCUUGACCUUGAGAGGGUUGCAAAGAAAAAUUCACGCUAUUCAGAUGGGGGAAAGGAAUCUUUACAUCCAAAUAGAGGGAUAAGAACAGACUUUAGGGCCUCUCAACUCAUGAGUUCUGGUCAUUUGCUAAAUAUUGUUUCAGCUCCUUCCAAGAUUGUGGUUUUAAGGCCUGGUCCUGAUAUGACAAGUAUCAGUGAUAAUUCUUGGGGCAAUACUCCCAGCACUUCAGCAGGGGCAGAUACUAUAGAAGAUUUUCUUGCAGAUGUGAAGGAAAGACUAGAGUCUGAGUUGCAAGGUAAAUGUUCUAAGAGGAGCACAACUGUGAGAGGACGAGGGAUUGAGACCCCUUAUAGGGAAAAACCAUCAAAAUCAAGAGAAAUAGCUCAGUGUAUCGCACAAGAGGUGAGAAAUAGUGUAUCAAGGGAUCUUGGGAUGAAUUUACCUCGUUCUCAGUCUACAAGAUCGUACAGAAGUGGAAUUCAGAACGAGACAGGUUCUCCUGAGUUCAUCAACAGAGAUACGAGGAAAUUCUUAGCAGAGAGGUUGAGUAAUGUUCUUAAAGGAGAAAGACAUCGUCAAGCUGUCCGUAAUAGUUCAACGUUUUCCAGGUCAGAUUUUGAGAAGGGUAAACCCGGACAGUUAAGGAGUACAUGGACUGACAAUAAAAUGCGCUAUCAUGAUAGUUUCACAAAUGAAUUACAAAAGCGCAGCUGCUCUUUCAGAGAGGAGCCUGAUGAAGUUGGGAUGCCCCACCAGGAAGACAUGUCUCCGAGGAACCUUGUGAGAUCUUUAUCAACUCCAGUCUCGGUAUCAGGAAGAUCAUUUGGAAAUCUCCUUCUGGAGGAUCGCCAUGUACUAACUGGGACACAAAUUAGGAGGAAGCAUGAAGCAACUGAGAAGGUCUCCAUGAACAUUAAAAAACAGAAAAAUGAUAAAUUUAACAUAAGGGAAAAGGUUUUGAGCUUUCGAUACAACUUGACGCUAAGAGUGAGACUGUUCCGUAGGAGAGUGAAGUCUAUGGAGAGAUCCGGUCAAAACAAAAACAACCUCUUCAACAAUAUUCCAAAUGGACCAAUAUCCAUGAUGAGUUUCUCUGACACACAUGGGAAUUCUACUGAAGUGCCACCCAGCCCCGCAUCCGUGUGCAGUAGUGUUCAUGAUGAGUUUUGGAGGUCAAAUGACUACCUAAGUCCUAUAUCAUCAUCAGGUGGACAUCAACUGGAGGACAGCGACGUGUCCAAUGUUUUCAGAGAAAUAAACUCAAACUUGACGGAGCUGCGGAGGAAAUUAGAUCAAUUUGAAGGAGCUUGUCUAGAGGAAACUAUACAUGAACCACAUCCUGCAGAAGUUGAAACAGAUAUAGAGGACCAAUCUGAAGCCUACGUUAGAGAUUUGUUGAUUGUUGCUGGUCUGUAUGAUGAUUCAUUUAGUCGAUCGCUGUCAAAAUGGACACCACUUGGUAAGCCUAUCACCUCCCAGGUCUUCGAGGAAGUUGAAGAGAUGUAUAAAGAAAGCACCAAGGUUAAAGAUCAGACAGAAAAAACAAAUCACAAGAUGAUAGUUGAUUUGUUGAAUGAAGUGCUUCCUGCCAUACUUAGAGAACCGGUGAACAUAUCUAGAUACAUGGAGAAGGCUAAUGGGAUCGCGCACAAGUCUCCAAAUGGAAGAAUGUUGCUAUCUCUCGUAUGGAAUAGUAUUCGAGUGUAUGUACAUCCUCCAGCAGACAGAUGUUAUUAUGCUCUUGAUAACUUGUUGGCCCUAGAUCUGAAAUCUACCCCGUGGUCUAGAUUGAUCGAUGACGAUGUAAAUACUCUGAGUCGAGACAUCGAAUGCCUGAUCAUUGGGGAUAUGAUUGAGGAAAUGGAGAAGGAUAUGCACUCACAACUUGGAGUAUAGAUUCUAAUGAUGUAUGUUAAUCAGAAGGCAUAUAGAUUGUUGAUAGGGAGAAUAUUGUCUGGCCAACUUGCUCUUUUUUUCGUUUAUCAGAUACUUCGAUUUUGUAUCAUAAUCUUAUACUAAUGUUGAGGUGAUAUCAGGAGGAAUUUCAUAGAGCUA